This is a messenger RNA of Canariomyces notabilis, 2020 nucleotides long. RefSeq names its product tRNA guanosine-2'-O-methyltransferase. Gene Ontology annotation, molecular function: nucleic acid binding; methyltransferase activity. Gene Ontology annotation, biological process: methylation. Lineage: Eukaryota; Fungi; Ascomycota; Sordariomycetes; Sordariales; Chaetomiaceae. The coding region runs from base 178 to 1527 and encodes 449 amino acids. Gene Ontology annotation, cellular component: cytoplasm. The transcript is spliced from 5 exons. The record is from RefSeq and is a predicted model, not a curated record.
GCCGUAGGGCAAGAUCAGGCUUAAAGCCAUCUCAUGGGUCAAACAGACUCAAACCAACAUUUUACAACACAUCGACAGAUGAACUGUUCCACGAUACACUUAGUAUCAACGGAACGGGAAACGGUCAUAUCGUCGAGAAUAAUAGUGGCUAACGCUACAUAAAGCCCAACGCAGAAGAUGGACUACCUCAUUCGCUUCUCCCAGUCUCAUGAGACGUUCCGUCUCCCGGAGAUUGAAGCCUUGGCUGUGAUUGAGGGCAUUGACAUGAAAGUUGUCUCAUACAGUCUAGAAUCCCCCUUCUGCAUCGUCUCCCUCCCCUCAUCCGCCGCCGCCAAACAACUCAUUCAGCGCUCCAUCCUAGCCAUGUCGGUGCACGAACUCUGGGGUUCCGGCGGUGACCUCUCCACAGUCCAUUCCCAUGUCCGCGAGACCACUUCCCACCUCUGGGAGCGGUACAUGACAUGCUCGUUCAAGUUCAGCAUCGACUCGUACCAGGGGUCUCGCACGGCCGACGAGAAGGUGUCCAUCAUCAACUCGUUUGCGUAUUUGGGUUUCGCAGGCCCGAUCCGCAUGCGCGGGGCCGACGAGGAGUUCACGCUCUUUGAGGAUUGGGAGUGGAACUCGACCCCGCUGGGCAUUCCGGAUCCGAAGUACUAUUAUUUUGGCCGGUAUCUGGGAUCGGGGGCAAGGGAUUUGCCUAAGAAGUUGGAUCUGAAGAAGCGGAGGUAUAUUAGUACCACGUCCAUGGACGCCGAGCUUGCGCUGGUGACGGCAAACUUGGCCUUGGCUGCGCCGGGCAAGAUUAUGUAUGACCCCUUUGUGGGCACGGGUAGUUUUCCGAUUGCUUGCGCGCAGUUCGGGGCGGUGGCGUUUGGGAGUGAUAUUGAUGGGAGGAGUAUCAGGGGUGAUGAGAAGAAUAGGACGCUGAAGGGGAAUUUUGAGCAGUAUGGCUUGCUGGGCCGGUUGGGCGGCAUGUUUACCGCUGACUUGACCAACUCGCCGAUCAGGAGGGUGCCGCUGCGCUAUGAUGGCGAUGGGGUGACCGGGCGGUUGUUUGAUGGGAUUGUGUGCGAUCCGCCAUAUGGAGUAAGGGAAGGGCUGCGGGUGCUUGGGGUACGGGACCCCGAAAAGUGCCCUUGGGUCAUACCCAAGGGAAAGGAGAUGUACAAGGAUCCGGAUUUCAUUCCCCCUAGAAAGCCGUAUAGUUUCCUGGCCAUGCUAGAUAGCAUCCUGCAGUUCUCGGCCGAGACGCUGGUAGACCACGGCCGACUCUCAUUCUGGAUGCCGACUGCAAACGACGAGAACCAAGAAAUCCCGGUGCCAACGCACCCUUACCUUGAGAUUGUGUCCAUCUGCACACAAAGCUUCAACAAAUGGUCUCGGCGACUUAUCACUUACCGCCGCAUCCCUGAUGUGGAGGUCGAUCCCAGGGCGAUGAAGGCGCGUGAGGAGAGGAUAUCCAUCGGUAAAACAGCCGACGAGCUAAAUCCCUUCCGCAAGGCUUAUUUCAGUAAGUUUGAGGCCUGAAGGAAUCGAUCUCUCGAAUCUGUCGUCAGAUACCCGUCAAGGAUGUACAAUGGAAGAGUUGCAUCCAUCCCCCAUGUUGCCCUCAUAGCGUCCUGUCCUGCCUCAGCGUCUCAGGGCCGCAGUGAAUGCGCUAUGAGAAGUCUGAUCCAGAAAUCAUGCCCCUAUUCUCAUUCCUCUCGUCCCAUCUGAUACUCCAGUAAUCCGUUGUGUGUGCUGUUCUGCCCAUGUCUGUGGGGAUAGACCCUCCGAAAACGGCAAUAUGCAUUCCAGAAACCGGCGCCUGUAAUCAGAAAUGCGACAAGAGAAAUAUAGUGUGAUCGAUCGAUACGACCGGAGGCCUCGGUUAUGCGGUCCUUCCCUUAGCAGGGCUCGGCCCGCGCGUGUGUGACUUCAAUCCCAUUGUUUCGUGUCACAAUUCAUCUGAACUCCAUGGCGCCAUAACACCCCUUGUCGUCCACGUGUCUCAGCUCUAGCUGCUGGAACCUGCCGCGUU